GAUCGGUCUCUCUUUUCUAACAUGGACGACCUUUUGAACCUUGAGCUUUUGUCGCUCGUCUCAAAGGUCACGUCGGAACUCCAGAACCACGUCGGCGUCGGCGACAAAACCUUGGCCGAGUUCCUGAUCGCGCAGCGUCUAGAAUGCAGCUCCUUCAACGAGUUCCGCGAGAGACUCGCGGGCAUCGCCCCGGACUUUCCGCCCAGUUUAGUCGAGAGCCUUGACCGCCUUGUCCUGGCUAUGCACCCAAAGUUCAAGGGCAAGAACGGCGCCCAAGACGAAGAACACCACCACACGCGAACGCUCGAGGAGAAGGAGAAAGUCUUCAGCGGGCUUGCGCUUCCGGAUAAGGACCCCGUACCUGACGGUGGAGCCGAUGCGAUCGACGAUACCCUGGCGCUUCUCGAAGGCUUGGAAGGAAAGGCGAAAAAGGACAAGAGCGCGAGGAAACGGAGUCGAAGCCCUGAGGACGACCAGAAAGAUUCAAGGCGCAGGAGAAGAGACCGAUCGCGCUCGAGAGACCGGCGCAGGCGAGACAAAUACCGAUCGCGAUCGCGGUCGCAAGAACGAGGCGACGAAGACUGGCGAGAUGGCUAUCGCGAUUCGCGCAAGGACCGACGAGGUCGUCGACGAUACGACGACGACGAUGACCGCUUCCGCAACGCCCCGGCGCCCGAGAUGGACGAUGCGCCACAAUUACACAAGGUCUACGAGGGACAUGUUACAGGCAUCAAGGACUUUGGCGCCUUUGUCAACCUGCAUAAUGUUAGGGGCAAAGUCGACGGUUUGGUCCACGUCUCGCGCAUGGUUGCUGGGCAGCGAGUCAGCCACCCCUCUGAUCUCUUGACACGAGGACAACAGGUCUGGGUGAAGGUUACAAGCAUCGAAGGGAGUAGAGUUGGGUUGUCGAUGAAGGACGUCGAUCAAGAAAAUGGCCAAGAUCUGGAACCGCAAGCUCGCAUGACAACUGGCGCCAACAUGGAAGCACUGGGAGGAGGAGCAAGAAAUGGCUUCGUGGACCCAUCAGCCGGGCCACGAGACAACUUGGGCCCGCCACGACGGCAAAAGAAGAGAAUGACCUCACCAGAGAGGUGGGAGAUAAGACAGUUGAUCGCAUCAGGAGUAGCCAAGGCUUCUGACUACCCCGACCUGGAGGAAGACUACAACGCGACGUUACGCGGUGAUGGCGAAAUGGAGCUGGAAGAGGAUGUCGAUAUUGAAGUGCGCGAGGAGGAGCCUCCUUUCUUGGCUGGCCAAACCAAGCAAUCGCUUGAGCUGUCACCAAUUCGAGUCGUUAAGGCACCAGACGGCUCCAUGAACCGAGCAGCCAUGUCAGGAACUGCCUUGUCCAAGGAGCGAAAGGAACUGAAGCGACAGGAAGCUGAAGUUGCUGCUAAUGAGGAGCCUAAGGAGAAUCUUUCUACGGCGUGGCAGGAUCCUAUGGCAGACCCCGACAAGCGACAAUUUGCCAGCGACCUCAGAAACGCGAGAAAGAACCAACAGUCAGAAGAGGUUCCCGAAUGGAAAAAGGCCGUCAUUCCAAAGGGCCAAUCCCUGGGCAAGCGUACAAACCUGAGCAUCAAGGAGCAACGAGAGUCCUUGCCCGUCUUUGUCUUCCGAAGUCAGCUCAUCAAGGCCGUUCAGGAGAACCAAAUCUUGAUUGUUGUCGGAGAGACAGGUUCUGGAAAGACAACACAGCUGACACAAUACCUGGCUGAAGCUGGUUUUGCCAAUGAUGGCAUGAUCGGCUGCACACAGCCUCGUCGUGUCGCUGCCAUGUCAGUCGCCAAGCGAGUCGCCGAAGAAGUUGGCUGCAAGCUUGGAGAAGAGGUUGGCUACACGAUCCGCUUCGAGGACUGUACUAGCCCGGCCACCAAGAUCAAGUACAUGACGGAUGGUAUGCUUCAGCGUGAGAUUCUCGUUGAUCCAGACCUGUCAAGAUACUCGUGUAUCAUGCUUGACGAGGCCCACGAGCGUACCAUUGCCACCGAUGUCCUCUUUGCCUUGCUGAAGAAGACCCUCAAACGACGACCUGACAUGAAGGUCAUCGUCACUUCUGCGACUCUCGAUGCCGACAAGUUCUCGGCUUACUUUAACGAAUGUCCAAUCUUCACCAUUCCCGGCCGAACAUUUCCUGUCGAAGUUCUCUACUCCAGGGAGCCUGAAUCUGAUUAUUUGGAUGCGGCUCUGGUCACGGUGAUGCAGAUUCACCUUACCGAGCCCAAGGGUGACAUUCUGCUGUUCUUGACAGGUCAAGAAGAAAUCGACACAGCCUGCGAGGUCCUAUACGAGAGAAUGAAGGCGUUAGGGCCUAACGUGCCUGAACUCAUCAUUCUCCCUGUUUACGCGUCGCUUCCCACCGAGAUGCAGAGUCGAAUCUUCGAGCCAGCGCCCCCUGGCAGCCGCAAGGUUGUCAUCGCCACCAACAUUGCUGAGACUUCGAUCACCAUCGAUGAGAUCUACUACGUCGUGGACCCCGGUUUCGUGAAGCAGAAUGCAUACGAUCCUAAGCUGGGAAUGGACUCUCUGGUGGUUACCCCUAUUUCGCAGGCCCAGGCGAACCAAAGAUCCGGCAGAGCUGGCCGAACCGGCCCCGGAAAGUGUUUCCGAUUGUACACAGAAGCUGCGUAUCAGUCAGAGAUGUUGCCGACUACCAUCCCUGAAAUUCAGCGACAGAAUUUGUCUACGACGAUUCUUAUGCUCAAGGCCAUGGGCAUCAACGACCUGCUGCAUUUCGACUUUAUGGACCCCCCUCCGAUCAACACCAUGCUUACCGCAUUGGAGGAGCUGUAUGCGCUUAGCGCCCUGGACGAUGAAGGCCUCCUGACUCGGCUGGGCAGAAAGAUGGCCGACUUCCCCAUGGAGCCCUCCCUUGCCAAGGUCCUCAUCGCUGCCGUUGAGCUCGAGUGCGCCGAAGAAGUGCUCAGCAUUGUUUCCAUGCUCAACAUCUCGACCGUGUUUUAUCGCCCCAAGGAGAAGCAGUCACAAGCCGACCAGAAGAAGGCAAAGUUCCACGACCCUCAUGGCGACCACCUCACCCUGCUCAACGUGUACAACUCAUGGAAGCACAGUGGAUACUCAGCCCCCUGGUGCUUUGAGAACUUUAUCCAGGCGCGUUCCAUGCGUCGUGCAAAGGAUGUUCGUGACCAAAUCGUUAAGAUCAUGGAUCGGUACAAACAUCCUAUCGCCUCGUGUGGACGCGCAACCGAAAAGGUGCGCCGUGCUUUAUGCGCAGGCUUCUUCCGCAACGCGGCGCGCAAGGACCCGCAGGAGGGAUACAAGACGCUGACUGAGGGGACACCUGUAUAUCUGCAUCCAAGCUCAGCCCUGUUUGGCAAGCAGGCUGAGUGGGUGAUUUACCAUGAGCUUGUGUUGACUACCAAGGAGUACAUGCACUGCACGACAAGCAUCGAGCCAAAGUGGCUCGUGGAGGCUGCGCCGACCUUCUUCAAGGUUGCACCAACGGAUCGACUGAGCAAGAGGAAGAAGGCAGAGAGGAUCCAGCCACUGUACAACAAGUUUGCAAACGAGGAUGACUGGCGUUUGAGUGCACAGAGGAAGGGAGGUAGAGGCGGUGGUGGCGGCGGAACAUGGGGAUAA
Molecule: messenger RNA, 3600 nt
Organism: Fusarium keratoplasticum
Lineage: Eukaryota; Fungi; Ascomycota; Sordariomycetes; Hypocreales; Nectriaceae
Product: Pre-mRNA-splicing factor ATP-dependent RNA helicase prp22
Exons: 1
Coding region: 22-3600 (1192 amino acids)
Biological process (GO): spliceosomal complex disassembly
Cellular component (GO): catalytic step 2 spliceosome; intracellular anatomical structure
Molecular function (GO): ATP binding; RNA binding
Source: RefSeq, a predicted model, not a curated record